AAUGGCACUGAGUUCUCUUCGGCCUUUAGUGCAUGGGGAGCGUCUGAGGGAGGUUGACUCUGUGCACUCAGUUACUGUGUUUGCAUAUUAAUCGACUUGCAUUUAUAUCAAUCAUGGCAGGCGCGUUAUUGAAGAAGGGCUUUGACCAACUGAGGAGCAAAGAGUUCAGGCAGUAUUUAAUGAGCACUCACUUUUACCAGUUGGGGAUUCCUAUAGCUGCCAUUGCGGACACAAAAAAGCCUCCAGAGAUUAUUAGUGGAAAGAUGACCAUUGCUCUUUGCUUCUAUUCGGCAAUUUUUAUGAGAUUUGCCAUCAAAGUGCAGCCAAGAAAUCUGUUGCUCUUCAGUUGCCACCUCACAAAUGAAACGGCUCAAAUUAUACAGGGUUGUCGAUUGAUAAAUUACGAGUAUUUUGGAGGCAAAGAGGCCAAGGAGAAAGAGGAAGCAGCAUCUGCAACAGCUGCUAGUGCCUAGCUCAUUUCCUUUUUUAUUGCUAAGAAAAUCUGGCUUUAUAUAUUUUUCCCCUUUUAACUGGAUUUUGGGUGUAAAUUAUUAUUAUGUGAAGGUUCAGCCUUGUGUAAAUAGAAUGGAUAUCUACCUGAUUAAAUGUUGAAAUAGUAUUUUCUCCAGUGCAAAUACCCAGACCAAAAUUCUUAGGUCUGUCAGUUAUUAGCUCUUCCUCUAAUUAUUGGGAUAGAAAUCCUCAAACUGCAAUAACCGUUGUGGUGAAAAAACUAUAUCAAAGUUUGUCAUGUGGAAUUGUAUCCUGCCUUGAAAUUCUAAAACCUGUUUAGAGAAAUGUAAGUGAUUUUGGGAACUAUACAUGAAAAUAAUGAUAAUGUAAUAAAUAUAUAUAUAUAUAUAUACAUAUAAAAAGGGCAUGGUUUAUCCAGUGGUAUUUUGUUUUUGUAAGAAUACCAGACAGUUCAAGGUUAAUUGAAGCAACCUAAUAGAGGUACACAUGUACACAAACUGGAGAUAAUAUAUUAACAAAUGAAAUACUAACUGGGAGUUACUAAGUCCAUGUGUAAUUAAAUGAAAACAAAGGUUGUCCUAUAGUAUACAUUUAGUAAAUGCACUUAAAUGAAAUGUAAUUAAAUCACAGAAGAUAUAAACGUGAUGUAUAUGUACUGAAAAUGUAACACUUGUUGUAAUACAUUAAUUCCUGAUAGUCUUCUAGGGUUUUAGUUUUCUUAUACUAAUACCAUUCAAGUUUAAAACUAAAAUAGUCAUGGUGCAAUGAAUCCAGGCUGUACUGUCUCUGUGCAGCUAUUGCUUAACACUCUAUUGUACUGCACUGAUAUAAAUGGAUUAACAUUGUUGAUGAACAUUGGGGCAACAGUGUUCACAGUGAUGUCACUCCUGCCAUAACUGUUUUAGCUGUACAGACUUUUACUGUGUUUAGAUUAAGUGGCCGUCGUGCUCAAAAAAGUGAAGAAGACAGCUUUUACUGUGUCACAGAAAGCGCCUCUCCAUCAGACUACCUAAUCAUAUUUGUACGUGAUGGUGUCCAGUGCUCUGUACAUAUCUGAGUAUCUAUUGAGUGCUAGUAAUAUUGCCUAUGAAUGAAAUAAUUCUUUAUCAUAGAAAAUGGUGUAUACUUAAAUUUUGUGUAAAACUUUAGUAGACCUUAAUAUUCAUUUUAUUCAAUUUCUUACACUAAUUGUUUAUCCUUAGGGAAGGAUACACUUUAUUUAUUUUUAUGAUUUUAAAUAGUAUGCAUAUUUUGUGCAUUUCCAGCACACUGAAAUAUUGAUUGUGAAUAUGGAAUUCAAUCUUAAUUACAUGCAGAACAGGUAUCUAUAGAUAAUGUCUUUCAAGAAUAUCCGUAUUGUUGGGUAUUACAGUUGUUAUUGUACAUGUUAAAAUAAAACUUAGAUUUUG
Molecule: messenger RNA, 1883 nt
Organism: Penaeus vannamei (Pacific white shrimp)
Lineage: Eukaryota; Metazoa; Arthropoda; Malacostraca; Decapoda; Penaeidae
Gene: Mpc1
Product: mitochondrial pyruvate carrier
Biological process (GO): pyruvate import into mitochondria
Cellular component (GO): mitochondrial inner membrane
Source: RefSeq, a predicted model, not a curated record